CUCCAGUCUGAACUCGCCCGUACCACCGUCCGCACAUGUGCCGAUCGCUCUGACAUUUUCGUAGUGCGCCCCUUCCCGCCGUGCUGACGCGCGUCUCUGCGAAAUAGUGUGUGAAAAAUAAUUUAACAAAAAAAAAAAACAAAGCGUUCGAAAAUCAAAAAUUGACAUAAUAAAAGUGUUAGUUGUCGGUGUUUUUUUUUUUAAUUUUUUGGCAGCGAUUUUUUUGUUUUUCGAAUUUUGAAUAUCUCUUCUGGCUAUUGUGUUGGAUGCUCCCGGGGAGAGGCGUCAAGUUCACGGGCGUCCAGCGAAUGCACUCCCGCUCGAUAAUGAUUAGUUUUGAACCGUGCUGAGGUUUUGUUUUCCCCAACAUAGAACAUAAAGAUUUGCAGUUUUGCAUUCUUUCCUGAAUAACUAGCGCUCGUACGUAAUAUCCACGUGACCCAAAUGCUGUUGGUUUAUGGGAAGACGCACUUACACCAGACAUCAUGAGUUUGAUGGCGGUGGUGAAGUUUGGUUACACCCUGGUGGCUGUGACCUUACUGCUGAUGAUAUGGGCGUCGUUGUCCCGAGCUAUAGAGCUUCAUGUGGACACGGGACAUCCGCCAUGCUUGUUCCAAGCACUCUGCACUUGUUCAAAACCAGCUGCAGAUCUCGGAAUCGUGACCUGCAAUCACGUGCCCCUUCUGAGGGUCCCCAGUACCAUCAACAACUCCAAGGUGUUCAUGCUGCAGCUAACUGGAAACAAGAUCCGGGAUCUAGAGCCACAGUUCUUUCAAACUACAGGACUCUACAGAUUAGCGAUAAACAAGAACCCUUUGGAAAGUAUACACGAAGAGGCCUUUUACGGCUUAGAUAAUACACUGUGGGAGCUCGAGUUACGUGAAGACAAACUGAUUGCAGUACCGAGCAGAGCGUUAAGAUAUCUGCAGAAGUUACGGUUGUUGGACUUAUCAGGCAACGAAAUCACGGACAUAUCAGGCGACAAUUGGCGUGGACUAGAGAACACUCUGCAGAUAUUGAUUUUAGCCGACAACUCGAUAGCGAACCUACCUUUAGAUGCAUUUAGUGGACUGCCCUUAUUGGAGACACUGGACUUACACGGAAACCACUUGUCUGUUAUUGACAGCGGAGUGUUCCGUGAUGGAAUGAGCAGAUUAAAUAGGCUGCUAUUAGGAGACAACCAGCUGUCGUACAUCCCUUAUGAGGAACUGUCACCAUUAAGGCAACUGAGGGUCUUGGAUUUGUCCAGUAACGUUAUAAAACAAGUACCACCGUUACAUGAUCUAAACGGAAUCAAACUUUCUUUGGAUCUCUUGAAACUAGACAACAAUAUGAUCCAGGUUCUGUAUCCGGGCGCAUUCAAAUACUUUAACGUAUUGAACUCGACGACCCUCGACCGGAAUCCAAUCGUGACGAUAAGAGAAGACGCAUUCCGUAACGCGAAAAUAAAGUCUCUAUCGCUAAGAGACUGCAGUAUAUCCGACCUGUCUCCAGCAGCAUUUGCUGGUUUAGAGAACAGUCUGAUUAGCUUGGACUUAUCCGAGAACAACUUGACAAUGGUGUCCAAAUUCAUGCUGAAUAAACUCGAUUCUUUAAGGUUCUUAAACUUGAGAGAAAAUAAGGUUGACAUAAGCUUACUGACCACAAAUAUGCCGUCGGAGUAUCAACAAAGUGCUUUCAACAGUUUCCAAUACAGACUUUUUUCGUUAGACGUGAGCGGCGCUAACUCUAUAGAAAUCAGUCUACAGGAUGCUAAGAGAAUGAGGUCGUUGAGGUCUCUGUCGGUUGGCAAACUGUUACGUCAAAGCAUUAAGACUGAAGAUUUCCUGGAUUUCGGUAUGGAGCUAGAAGACUUGAAGUUAUUUGGCAGCAAUCUCAUCAGGAUCGAAUCGAGCGCCUUCCAAUAUGUCAGGACCAUCAAGACCCUGGAUCUCUCGGAGAAUAACAUAGAGUACAUCGACCCGUUCGCUUUUGCCGAGCUGCACAGCCUUAUCACAUUGAAGAUGGCGCGCGGUUUGUCCGAUUCGGUCAUAAUUCUACCGUUCGAGCCGCUGAAGGCGCUGACCGAACUCCAGUACCUGGACAUGAGCAACAACAAACUGAAAAACGUGCCGGACACCUCGUUUCAUUUCUUGAAGAACUUGAGAUCGUUGAACUUAGAAGAUAACGCAAUAGAACACUUUUCAAAGGGAACUCUACAAGCCGAUAUCCACGGAAAAUUGGAGAGCAUAUGCCUCUCCUUGAACCAGAUGAAACAAAUAGGGCAACACACAUUCGUCGAGCUGAAGGAAAUGCAAGAAAUCCUCAUAGAAGAUAACCUCAUACAGUACAUACAGAGGAGAGCGUUCGCCAGCCUCGAUAACUUGAAAAUUAUCAAGCUCAAAGGGAAUCGAAUCAACGAAAUUUCGGAGGAAGCAUUCCAAAACAUACCGGCUCUCAAAGAGCUUGACGUCUCGUUCAACAAACUGGAAACGUUUAAGUUCUCUAUAUUCGACCAAGUGGGAACGGCAACGGCUCUGAAAGUGAACGCUUCAUACAACAACAUCAUUGUAUUGACCGAUUCGAACGCACCUAGUAUCUUCUCUUCGAAUUUUUAUCCGCCACCGAAAGCGCAGAGAUUGAAUUCAUAUUACGGAGAUUUCCCUAUAUCACCAGGUCUCGGAACUGUGUCCGUAAAUUUGAGAGUGUUGGAUUUUUCCCACAAUAAUGUCACAUAUAUCGCGCCUUAUUACUUCAGGCACGCCGAUUUAACUCUAUCCGAGUUAUAUCUGUCCCACAACAAACUGAGGAACAUAACGAGAGAAGUAUUCGGUUCUAUGGUCAUGUUGCAAUACCUGGAUUUAUCCCACAACCACAUCUAUCACAUGGAAUACGACUGUUUUAAGAAAGUGAAGAAUUUACAGAUCAUAAACUUGUCCCACAACCACCUCAUCGAACUGCCAGUCGGAAUGUUCCACGACAUGCAAUCUCUGACGUCGGUAGACCUCUCAAAUAACAACAUCAGAAAUUUCGCGGAAAAUCUGAUUAUAUCACCAGCGUUGGAAAGGUUAGACUUCUCCGAUAAUGAGCUGUCGAGGGUGCCGACUAAUUGCUUAGCCCCAGCCGCGGCUGCCAACUUAGUUGAACUAGAUCUGAGCGGGAACACUAUACCUACAGUGUCGAUGUCCGACUUCGUACAAAGAUUCAGGAACCCCGAGCCGGGAGAGUGGCCCGAGGAGUCGGACUACAGCGACGAGUACAUGUACCACACGGCUAGACGAGAUCACACCAGAGUUUACCACCAAAAAAAGCAAUACCCACAAAACGUUUUGUAUAAGUCUUUAGCGUGGUUGGAUCUGUCGGAUAAUCAUCUGGUACGAAUCGAAACGGCUUCGUUCUCGGCGCUGCCCAAGCUGAAGUGGUUGGACAUAAGCAACAACAACCCGUUCAAUAACGGGGAGAGAGGAAACAAUAUAUUUAAAGGACUCGAAAGACGUCUUACACAUUUAGGGUUGAAGAAUGUCAGCUUGAUGUUUAUACCCUCAAUGCUGCUCUCGAAACUGAAGAGUCUGGAUCUAUCCUACAAUAAUUUACCAUCAGUACCUCCGGAUACGACAGCUAACCUAACCCGACUCCGAGUACUGGAUUUAUCCUACAACGACCUGACAACAGUUCCAGUGGCAACGCAUUCACUGACCGAGCUCCGUUGGCUGUCGUUGUCUGGCAACCCCAUCACUGCGCUCAUGAACACGAGCCUUUACGGAAUAUCGCCGCGCCUGGAGUACCUGGACGUUACUAGGCUACGUUUGCGAAUAUUUGAGCUUGGCGCCUUCGGAAAAAUGUACGCACUGAGAACUCUCAAAGUGACGUCAUAUUCGAAUCACAGAGACUUCAACAUCCCGCGCAUGUUGACUUACAACGCCGGACUCGAGAACCUUCUGGUUGAAAUCGACGAACUAGGAACCGAAUUCGGGAAGGAAAUGUACGGAGCACUGCCUUUGAAGCUCAAUAAUAUUACAAUUACGGGCCAAAGUUUGAAAUACCUAACUCAAUAUUUGAUAAGUGGAGUUCAAUCGAGGUCCCUUCGUCUGACGAUAUACAAUACGAGCGUCGAAGAAAUAGCCGGCGAAGUAUUUUGGCGGCCGGGACGAGUCCGGAACUUGACCUUGGAUUUGAGGAAUAAUUACAUUUCUAGAGUACCCAAUCCGAGUCAGAGGGGAUGGCCCGGGGUUCCGAACUCUUUGUUCCUAGAAGAUAUAUUUGUUGCUGGGAAUCCAUUGAUAUGCGACUGCGGCGUCGGAUGGAUUGAAGCAUGGGAUAGAAAGAGAAGACAGUAUCUUUGUAAUGAUCCUCACAGUUGUGUGGCGACGAGAGAUGACGUCAGAUUCGCUACCUGCCCUUCGUAUGAAAACAGAUCCUUGAGCGAUGUACUGUCAAGAGAUCUAGAUUGUGAUUGGAAUAAAGGAUUUUUAAGUUCACCAAAUACGUUCGUAAUCAUAGGAAUGUCAAUUCUAACGUUAUUAUACAUUUGAGGACUGUUUUGGCUUCUCGGGGUAUACGAAGAGUUCCACCGAAUUCUGGCGAGGAUCUACGGUAUGUGAGGUCGAAUCGGACAAAAUGGGGGCAAAUUAUUAAGACCAAACUUAAACUUAGUCUUUUCCGAUUAUAACUACAGAGUUUAGAUGCAGUUUUCUGUAAUGUUGUUGAUACGCAAAAGUUUUCUAUUGGGAGUUUUAGAAUUGUUUGUUUCAAUGUUCAUGUCAAACAAUGACAAACGGGUUAGGGGUUGAGCGAUAAAAUCUCAGUUUGAACCUUUAAGACGCCUGAAGCGACUGAGGAUAUCAACAACAGUGCUUAUACUAAUGCUUAGUUACCUUAUGUGGCCUAUGUCUUAUUGAGUGAUCCUUACAGCCAUAAACGAGUUGAAUGAUGACCCGAUUACUUGGUUGAAAGUGUGGGUGUUCGUUAAUUACUUGAAAUGUGCAAGAGAUUGUUUUGUGUAAAAGAAAACUGUUAAGACUCUUGUGAAGCCUAUAUCCGGUCGUGAUCGAGAAAUGUAUGUGUGAUCUCAAGGGAUUGAAUCUAUAAAAUGUUAACGUUUCAAAGUUUUUAUUUAUAGAUAUAUAGCAUAUAUAUAGCAUAGAAAUGUUUAUUGUGUAAUUAUUUUGUCUUGUCCGCAGUUUAUUUAUCUAAUUCGUAGUUAAAGUUAAUAUGAUAGAUUUGAACAUUUCGUGCACUGCCGUACACAGAGCGAGUUGAUGUGCCAAAAUGUGGAUCGUAUAUUGGGUAAAGAAAAUAUAAAUAUCUAUACAUAUAUAAAAAUGAAUUGCUGUUCGUUAGUCUCGCUAAAACUCGAGAACGGCUGGACCGAUUUGGCUAAUUUUGGUCUUGAAUUAUUCGUGGAAGUCCAGAGAAGGUUUAAAAAUUACAUAAAUAUGAAAAUGUUCGGAAUUAAAGAAAAAUAACAUUUUUUUUCGGUCGCAUUACUUUGGUUUGUUUUAUGUUUGUUUUAUACAAAAGUUUAGGUCUUUUAUUUGUCGAUUGAGGCACUACGAAGUCUGCCGGGUCAACUAGUAUUAUAUUGGGGCUUUUAAAAAAUUAAUGUUUUAAACAAGAUAAUUAUGUAUGGAAGUGCACUUAGUGUGGUUAAAACUAUGCAUUUAACAUGAUGUUAGAAACGUUCGCAUCACAUAAAUAACUAAAUGAACGCCGAAAAUUAGACUGCAUUCGUUGGAAUGACAUGUGUUCGUCCAUUUGAAAAACUAUUUAUAGAUGUAUAGUAUUCGUUUCGCAUAGAAUAUCUAGAUGUAGGACAAAAUUAUUAACUAUUACUUUAAGGUCGUUUUACAAAUAAAUUUUCACUACUAAUGUUUUUGUUGUUGUAGCGUUCUACGAAAUUUUAUCAAUUAAAGGAACCCCUUGUACAAAUUUAUAUUCCAAAGCAGACUAUUUACAAAACGCCUGUAAUUUAAAGCUUACCGCUAAAUUUACAUAUUUACUCUAAACAAUGUUACAACUAUUUAGCUAUUCGCAAAGUCUAUUAUUGUUGAAGGUAUUUUUAAUAAACGCCUAAUACGUCUAGAUUCAUUGACUACCUUUAUCAUGUAAAUAAAUAUUUUCACGACUGAAUUAAUGAUGUUUCAGAAUGUUUGAUGUCGAUUACAUGUUUACGAUUAUGUUUUAUUGCAUUUUGUCGAUUUUAAUCACACGCCAGUAACAUUACGUACAGCUAAACCCAGUUUGUUGCUAACUGUAACUUCGAUUACCUCUACAGUGGUCCAUUUCAUACUCUUUCAGAUCUACAACGGUUAUCUUUUGUUUUCAACGCCACAUUGCCACCACGGCACAUGACACCUUUACUUCAAUGGUAUUGAAAACAAAGGAAUGUUGUAACAAUGAAAUAUAUAUUUUGUGAUAUAUAUAAAAAUCUCUAAUCCUUCUAUUUUUGAUAAAGCUAAUAACGAUUAUUGCUAUUAAGUUACUGUAGUUGUUUGAACUAUUGUUGGUACUUUGAACUAUGUAUGCAGACACCUUUUUCAUUGUAUGUCUUCUAUUAUAUCUGCAGACAAUUUGACUAUCUGUAAUAUGACCGAACUAGAUCAAAGUACCAUCCUUAGCUUUCAGGGUUGCUUCUUUGUGAGUUUUAGCGUAAACAGCUAAGUCAAUUGUGAAAAUCAAAUUAAAAAUUAUAACUAGUGUUUUUGAAUAAAAGCUAUAAAUCUAGAACUAGCUAUUUCAAAUGAUAUAAUCUGGGCUCUUUCGUUUUAUUCUAUAAAUAUAAAUGUAGCCUUAUGUAAAGAUAAAUCUUUUAUUAAUUAUUGUCACUUUUAGAACUAAAUCAUGUGAUGUUAAAUUUUAAAUGUUAUUAUAAUAAAUUAAAACUAAUAGAUGAAUUGUUCGAUUCCGAAUGGCCAUAAGAUUAAAUUCAUCGCGUAUUUUUUCACCCCUAUUCAUUUGAAGUUAAAGUUUAUUUUUGUCCGAACAUUAUGUUACUUUGACUACAUAUUGACUACAUGACUACGGACAUUUUUAUCUAAUUAUCUCCGUAUUGUGAUAAAAGCAGCUAGAUUACCAAUCAAUAAUUCAAUAGAUUUAGUCUAGAUUUUUUUUGUCUAGGUAAGUUUACGUUGUGUUUUGAUUAUUCUAAAUCCGCCACCAUUAUAAUAAUUCGUUUUUAUUAUUAAAUCUACAUUUAAUUCCAAUUUAAAUGAAUAAUAUUUACACCCUUUAAACUCGUUUAGUUUUAAAACGAAUGGUAAAUGUUCGAUGUGAUUUUAAGACCUGAUUUGAUGGGAUAUGUUAAGGAAGGUACGUUUUGUCUUCACCGAUUCGUGAGAUUUAUAAUAAAUAGGCAAAUUGAAUUAUUAGUGUAUCGAAAUAAAUUAUUGUGUAAAUUUAA
Messenger RNA from Bombyx mori (domestic silkworm), 7378 nucleotides. RefSeq names its product chaoptin (gene chp). The transcript is spliced from 27 exons. NCBI's taxonomy places the organism in Eukaryota, Metazoa, Arthropoda, Insecta, Lepidoptera, Bombycidae. Gene Ontology annotation, molecular function: protein binding. Bases 486 to 4511 code for a protein of 1341 amino acids. The record is from RefSeq and is a predicted model, not a curated record.